Messenger RNA from Oreochromis niloticus (Nile tilapia), 1001 nucleotides. Its product is annotated as ependymin. The transcript is spliced from 6 exons. Lineage: Eukaryota; Metazoa; Chordata; Actinopteri; Cichliformes; Cichlidae. Gene Ontology annotation, cellular component: extracellular region; lysosome. The coding region runs from base 41 to 730 and encodes 229 amino acids. Gene Ontology annotation, molecular function: calcium ion binding. Gene Ontology annotation, biological process: cell-matrix adhesion. The record is from RefSeq and is a predicted model, not a curated record.
CUUGUUUUUUAAGGAAGUGAGAUUUUUAAAGCAGUAUCAUAUGAGCAGCUGUUGCAGAGGAAAACGUUCAGAUCUGCAGUCUGACAGCAUGAAGGUCCUCGUCCUGCUUGUGUGCCUGUCCGUGGGCUGUCUCGCUCAGAGACCACGACAUUGCAGAUACCCACCACUGAUGAGCGGAAGCCUGUCUGUGUCCACUGCAAGUCAGAAGCUGCUGGCGUUCUCCAAGUACAUCUAUGAUGGACUGGGAGAGCGCAUCCGCUUCAGACAGUUUGGACUCUAUGACAAUAAGACCUACCACCUUGAUGUGCUUCUACUGUACAGAGAGGGUGUUAUGUAUAAAAUAAACAACAAGAACCGCACAUGCACUAAGCAGCGUCUGAGCCCUGACUUCCACCCGCUGGCAGUUCCAAGAAAUGCCACCCUGAUGGGCCAGGUUGUGUUAGGUGCCUCCUCUGGUCCUGGACAGGGAGUCCUGGUCAACAGUUGGUACGGGGAGCAGAAGAUGAAGACGGGAUCAGCCAAGUACUUUACCACUGUCACCGAGUUUGGAUGCAUCCCCGUCAGUACUCUGUAUCACACCAGCAACGGUGACUGGGUGGUCAACAGCUUCUUCAACAAUGUCAUUGGAUUAGUCGAUCCCCAAAAACUCAACCCGCCGUUUUUCUGCAUGAAUGCUGAGCAGGGGGAUGAAGACGAGCCAGUAACAUUUCUCAGCUUGUUUAAAGAAUGAUUUUACAAAUGGUGGUGACAAUGAUGAUGAUGAUUCACUGAACUGCAUUGCUGCCAUUCAUAAACAAGCUUCAUUUGGUUAAAAUUCAUGCUAAUAUUUAAUCAGAGUAUUUUCUUACAUCUUUUACAGUCAUCAGAUUGAGCAGCGUUUCCUCUAAAAUCUAUUUUUAAUCAUGCUGUUUCUCUUUUUUAAUCUUUUCAAAUAAUAGUUUAUCAGUUAAAUUAGUUUUUGAAUGUUUAUGUCAUAAGAAAAUAAAAACAAAUUCAGAAAA